AUGGCGUCUGAUUCGGGCCCUGCCUCCUCGGACCCGCUCCUCCCCGGCCCCCGCGCGCCGUCCACGGGCGGCUGGAGGUCCGCCCUCUUCAUAAUCUGGGUGGAGGUGGCGGAGCGGUUCGCGUACUACGGCAUCUCGUCCAACCUGAUCAGCUACCUGACCGGCCCGCUCGGGCAGACCACGGCGGCCGCCGCCGCGGCGGUGAACGCGUGGUCGGGCGCCGCGUCAAUGCUGCCGCUCCUCGGCGCCGCCGUCGCCGACUCCUGGCUCGGACGCUACCGCACCAUCGUCGCCUCCUCCGUGCUCUACAUCACGGGCCUUGGGAUGCUGACGCUCUCAUCAAUUUUCAAAUCACCUCAACAAUGCCGUGACUCCGCCGACGGAUGCUCGACUUCCUCCCUCCAGACGGCCUUCUUCUACGUCUCCCUCUACCUGGUGGCCAUCGCCCAGAGCGGGCACAAGCCCUGCGUCCAGGCCUUCGGCGCGGACCAAUUCGACGCGACAGACCCUGACGAGUCCGUGUCCCGGGCCUCCUUCUUCAACUGGUGGUAUAUGGGGCUCUGCACGAGCGCCACCGUGACGAUCGCGCUCAUGAGCUACGUGCAGGACAACGUCGGCUGGGCCCUCGGCUUUGGCGUGCCGUCCAUGGCCAUGCUACUCGCGCUCGCCGUCUUCCUGCUUGGCACGAGGACCUACAGGUUCUACGGCUCCCGCGGGAGCAACGAUGGUGGUGCCAGUGCCAGCACGUUCUCACUGGUCCGCAAGGCCUUCGUGGCCUGGAGGAAGAAGAGGUCGCAUGAAGCCGGGUCGGUGGAGCUGGGACACGGUGAUGAGCUCCCCCAGGACGCCGUGCUCGCGGAAGAGGUGAAGGGGCUGGCAAGGCUGUUCCCGAUAUGGACGACGUGCCUGCUCUACGGCGUGGUGUUCGCGCAGCCGCCCACGCUCUUCACGAAGCAGGCGGCGACGCUGGACCGGAGGGUCGGGCAGUCGUUCCAGAUACCCCCCGCGGCACUGCAGUGCUUCCUCGGCGCCAGCAUCGUCACCUGCAUCGUGCUGUACGACCGCUUCCUGGUGCCCGUGGCGCGCGGGGUCACUGGCGUCGCCUCGGGCAUCACCAUGCUGCAGCGGAUCGGCACGGGGAUCUCGCUGUCCCUUGUCACUCUAGUCGUCGCCGCGGUGGUGGAGAUGAAGCGGCUGCGAGUGGCGAGGGACGCCGGCGGCGGCCUGGUGGUGGUGGAUGUGGAUGGCUCUGGCACGUCAGCGGUCCCCAUGAGCCUGUGGUGGAUCGUGCCGCAGUACGUGCUCCUCGGCGCCGCGGACGUGUUCACGAUGGUCGGCGUGCAGGAGUUCUUCUACGACCAGGUCCCCGGGGCGCUCAAGAGCCUCGGGCUGGCGCUCUACCUGAGCGUCCUUGGCGUCGGCAGCUUCAUCAGCAGCUUCCUCAUCACGGUGAUCGAUGGCGUUACGACGAGGAACGGCGGCACCAGCUGGUUCGCCGACGACCUCAACCGGGGUCACCUCGACUACUUCUACCUUCUCCUUGCAGCGCUCACCGCGUUAGAGCUUCUCGCUUUCGCCUACUUCUCAACGUCUUACGUUUACAAGAGAAAGGCAGGCAAUCACUGA
Messenger RNA from Miscanthus lutarioriparius, 1626 nucleotides. The record is from the annotation of a GenBank genome assembly. NCBI's taxonomy places the organism in Eukaryota, Viridiplantae, Streptophyta, Magnoliopsida, Poales, Poaceae.